AUGUCUACAUUUACUUCUUCUCCAGAAAAGACAGAAGCCCCUUCGGAAGUUGCAGAGGUUGGUUCAAAAGUCGAUGUUGUAAAGGAGGAAGUUGGCAAAGCAAUGAAUGUCCUGAAGGGAGCUAUCGAAGCUAAAGGCAAGGAAGCAGAAGGCGUUGUAAAUCAGAAAGCUGAAGAGAUCGGUAAGAAAAUUGAGGAGACUGUAAAUACGGGACUUCCGCAAGUACGCACAUUCAAAGAUGAUGUCAUCGUGAGUGGCAAAGAAGUUAAAGAUGUCACUGAUAAGAAACUGAAAGAAGCUGGGGAGAAAGUUCAGACACAAGUUGAUGAAGGUCGAUUGGAAGUGGAGAGUAUUCUUUCUCGUCUAUCUCCAGCUGGUAAAUCAGAAGAACAGAGUCCAGAGGUUGAAAUUACUCCAAAACCUGUUAAAACAAGCCUUCUAGCAUCUCUUGAGAAGCGUAAAAUGCAGAGGGAAGAGGUGGAGGAAAGGGAUUCCUCUCCAUCUCGUGGUGUGUCGAAUGUGUUGGAAAGUAUUGCUGUAGGUUCUGCUGCGAUUAGGUCUCAAGAAGCAGCGAGUUUGAUGUCUACAUUUACUUCUUCUCCAGAAAAGACAGUAGCCCCUUCGGAAGUUGCAGAGGUUGGUUCAAAAGUCGAUGUUGUAAAGGAGGAAGUUGGCAAAGCAAUGAAUGUCCUGAAGGGAGCUAUCGAAGCUAAAGCCGAGGAAGCAGAAGAGGUGGCAAAUAAAAAGUUGUAUGGAAUUGGUGAGAAGGUUCAAGGAAAAUUUGAAAAUUGA
Molecule: messenger RNA, 792 nt
Organism: Rodentolepis nana
Lineage: Eukaryota; Metazoa; Platyhelminthes; Cestoda; Cyclophyllidea; Hymenolepididae
Source: the annotation of a GenBank genome assembly